ACUCACCCUGUGGAGGAGAGGAGAUCAUUCAGGAAGAUGCCAGAGCCAACCAAAAAAGCAGUUUCAGCAUUUGCCAAGAAACCAAAGACUCAGGAGGCACAAGAGGGGUCCUCAGUGGUCUUUGAAGCAGAGACUGAGAAGCCUGAUGCUAAAGUAAAAUGGCAGUGCAACGCAAAGGACAUUGCCAGUGGCAACAAAUACGAGAUCACAGCCAAUGGAAACAAGCACUCCCUCACUAUAAAAGCUAUUGCCCGGGAAGAUGCCAAUGUCUAUGCAGUGAUUGCUGGGGGGUCAAAGGUCAAGUUUGAGCUGAAGGUCGUAUCAAAGCCAGAAGCUCCAGCUGAGACCCCUGCUGAUGCACCCGUGGAGCCCCAUGUAGAACCAGAGCAGACCCCUGCUCCGCCUGCAGAAGCACCCACAGAGGACAAGACCGCUGCCCCAGCACCUGAUGCUGCUCCAUCUGAGGACGCACAGCCUCCAGACACCAGGCAGGACCUCACUGGCCUCUUCACAGAGAAACCCAAGAGUGCAGAGGUCACUGAAGGUGCAAACAUCACGUUUGUGGCUAAAGUGAAUGCUGAAUCAUUGCUGAAAAAACCAACCAUCAAAUGGUUCAAGGGGAAGUGGAUGGACCUCGCCAGCAAGUCUGGAAAACACCUGCAGCUGAAAGAAGUGUAUGACCGGAACACAAAGAUCUACACAUUUGAGAUGCAGAUCAUCGAAGCCAAGGCUAACUUUGCUGGAGGUUACAGAUGUGAGGUGUCAUCUCGAGACAAAUUUGACAGCUGUAAUUUUGAUUUGGCUGUACAUGAGGCUCGUUCUGCUGGUGAAGGCUUCGACAUAAGAGCAGCUUUUAGGCGCACUAGUGUAGACAAAGAAGACUCAGGAGAGCUGGACUUCAGCACGUUGUUGAAGAAGAGAAUAAGCUGCAGGCCUGCAAUAAGCAGCUCAGAUCCGGACGUGGAUGUGUGGGAAAUUCUCAGCCGUGCUCCCGUUUCAGAAUAUGAGAAGAUUGCUUUUCAGUAUGGCAUCACUGACCUCAGAGGCAUGCUCAAGAGACUGAAAAAGAUGAAGAAAGAAGAGAAGAAAAGUGCCGCUUUCCUCAAAAAGUUGGAUCCUGCCUACCAAGUGACAAAGGGACAAAAAAUAAAGCUUGCAAUUCAGGUCGCUAAUCAAGAUAUUGACGUGAAAUGGCUGAAGAACGGACAACCAAUUAAUCCGACUGGAAGCAAGUACAUCUUUGAGAGUGUUGGAAACAUGCGCUACCUCACCAUCAACCACUGCUCCUUGGCUGAUGAUGCAGCAUAUUGCUGUGUGGUGGGAGAUGAGAAAUGCAGCACUGAGCUCUUUGUUAAAGAGCCUCCUGUCCAGAUUGUGAAGAAUCUGGAGGAUCAGAUGGUCAUGAAGGGUGAGCGGGUGGAGUUGGAGGUUGAAGUCUCGGAGGAAGGAGCCAAUGUUAAAUGGGAGAAAGACGGUGUGGAGCUGACAAGAGAUGAAUCUUUCAAGUAUCGCUUCAAGAAAGACGGCUGUAAACACGUACUGAUCAUUAAUGAGGCCACAAAAGAAGACUGCGGCCACUACAAGGUUAAAACAAACGGCGGCGAGUCUAUGGCUGAGCUUAUGGUGCAGGAGAAAGACCUGGAGGUCUACCAGAGCAUUGCCGACCUCACGGUGAAGGCAAAGGAUGAGGCAGUUUUCAAGUGUGAGGUCUCGGAUGAGAAUGUGAGGGGCACCUGGUACAAGAACGGGGUAGAAGUCAAACCUGAUGCCAGGAUAAAUAUCACACAUAUUGGCAGGAUCCACAAACUGACCAUUGAUGAGGUCAAACCUGAGGAUGAGGGAGACUACAAUUUUGUGCCAGAUGGCCACGCUUUCAACCUUUCUGCCAAACUCAAUUUCUUGGAGGUGAAGAUUGAUUAUGUGCCACGCCAAGAUCCUCCUAAGAUCCACCUGGACUGUAUGGGGCGCACUGCCGACUCAACCAUUGUGGUGGUGGCUGGCAACAAACUGCGUCUAGAUGUCCCUAUCACUGGAGAUCCUGCUCCCACUGUGAUCUGGACCAAAGGAGAGAAGGCUAGUUCUGUAAAACCUGACGGAGAAGAGAAAGGAGAGCCGACAUCCUCUUGGACCAUGAAGGAUGGGGAGAUCGUCACAGAGGGAGAUGGGAGGGUCCAUGUGGAAACCACCAAAGGCCACUGUGUCUUCACCAUCGAGGGGGCUGAGAGGCAGGAUGAGGGAAUCUACUCUGUUGUGGUUCGCAACCCUGCUGGGGAAGACACUGCAGAUAUCAAUGUUAAAGUUGUUGAUGUUCCAGAUCCUCCCCAGGCUCCCAGAAUCCUCAGUGUGGGUGAGGACUCCUGCGUUGUCCAGUGGGAUCCCCCUAAGUUUGAUGGUGGACAGCCAAUCAUUGGCUAUGUGUUGGAGAGAAAGAAGAAGAGAAGCUACAGGUGGAUGAGACUGAACUUUGACCCUUACACUGAAACAACCUAUGAGGCCAAGCGGAUGAUUGAAGGAGUGGAAUAUGAGAUGCGAGUCUAUGCUGUCAAUGGCAUCGGCAUGUCACGCCACAGUUCUCCCUCACAACCUUUCGUGCCAGUCGCUCCUACAAGUGAGCCCAUCGGACUCUGCGUGGACGACAUCAGUGACACUUCCAUCUCGCUGAAGUGGCGAACGCCUGAGAGGAUCGGCGCAGCUGAACUCGAGGGUUACGGGGUUGAGUACUGCAAGGAGGGCACGGAUGAGUGGAUACCAGCCAUUGAGGGUCUGACAGACAGGACAUCACUGAUCAUCAGAGACCUCACCACCGGAGACAAGCUGCAGUUCCGCGUGCGGGCUUAUAACAUGGCAGGACCGAGCACUCCCGCCACUCUGGCUCAGCCCGUCACCAUCAGAGAGAUAAUGCAACGCCCUAAAAUUUGGCUUCCCAGAAAUCUCCGCCAGACUCUGAUCAAGAAAGUUGGAGACACCAUCAACCUUGUGAUUCCAUUCCAGGGUAAGCCCAGGCCUAAGGUUACAUGGAGUAAAGAUGGGGAGGUUCUUGAACCCUCAUUUGCCAACGUGAGGAACAGUGAGGUAGAUUCGAUCCUCUUCAUCCGCAAGUCGGAGAGAAAACACUCGGGGAAGUAUGAUCUCCAGGUGCAGAUUGAGAACGUGGAAGACACAGCAAGCAUCACACUGCAGAUUGUUGAUGUCCCAGGGCCCCCUGAGGCCCUGAAGAUCACGGAUGUCUGGGGCUUCAAUGUGGCUCUAGAGUGGAAGCCGCCUAAGGACGAUGGAAACUGUGAAAUAACCGGUUACACCGUUCAGAAAGCUGACAAAAAGACCAUGGAGUGGUUCACAGUCUAUGAACACUACCGGCGAACCAACUGUGGGGUUUCCGACCUCAUCAUGGGUAAUGAGUACGUCUUCCGUGUCUAUGCCAUGAACUUGGUGGGCCUCAGCCCAGAGCCCUGCAACACAAAAGACAGCGCCUACAUCCAGAAAACAGGUAUCGUAUAUAAGCCACCAUCCUACAAGGAGCACGACUUCUCAAAGGCUCCCAAGUUCACACAUCCUUUGGUGAACCGUUCUAUCAUAGCAGGAUACAACGCAACCCUCAGCUGCUCAGUCAGCGGCAUACCAAAGCCCAAAGUGACCUGGUACAAAAACAAGAUGGACAUCUCAAAUGAAGCCAAGUACCGGAUGCUCAGUAGGCAGGGUGUUCUGACGCUGGAGAUCCGUAAGCCCUGUCCGUUCGAUGGGGGAGUGUAUAUGUGCAAAGCAGUCAACGACAGUGGAGAGGACGUCGUGGAGUGUAAACUGGAGGUUCGCCCUCAAAUAACUAAAGAAGAAAAGAAGGUGAAAAAAGAGGAGGAAUGAAGAGAAGACGGAGGAUUUGUCCUCAGCGACUCCUGCAUGUUGACUGUUUUGUGCCACGAGAAACUCUUCACCUGCUUCACAAACAUUGUUGUAUUCGCGUAAUUUCCCUCUUCUGCAAUCAUCUUGCAUCUCGUCAUCUUCAAUGUAUGUUAUGAUGUGUAGCGCUGGGUCUCUGAACCUACUGAGGGUCAUGUCCGCUGUUCAUUAAUAGAGAAACAGUAGUAUUUCUGUAUUAUUUGUCAAAUUCAUUCAUGCUUUGUCACUCUAUUCCUCAUCCAUUUCAAAGACUAUAUUUAAAUGAAAAAAUGUGUCUAGUAAAUAUGGAUAAUAGCCAAAGAAAGUAACUCUAUUUAUGAAAUUUAUUUAUGAUUUGUCAUCCUGUUUCUCACUUACUUCAAUUAACAGAGGAAAGAAUUUGAUUGUAAUGUUUGGUUUUGUUUGUGUGCAUACAAAGGUCAAUAUAUUUGCUUCAAA
This is a messenger RNA of Thunnus maccoyii (southern bluefin tuna), 4332 nucleotides long. RefSeq names its product myosin binding protein C3 (gene mybpc3). The record is from RefSeq and is a predicted model, not a curated record. Gene Ontology annotation, molecular function: protein binding. The transcript has 32 exons. Bases 37 to 3858 code for a protein of 1273 amino acids. NCBI's taxonomy places the organism in Eukaryota, Metazoa, Chordata, Actinopteri, Scombriformes, Scombridae.